This is a messenger RNA of Chlorocebus sabaeus (green monkey), 6865 nucleotides long. It is a transcript of the gene PIWIL2, whose product is annotated as piwi like RNA-mediated gene silencing 2. NCBI's taxonomy places the organism in Eukaryota, Metazoa, Chordata, Mammalia, Primates, Cercopithecidae. The record is from RefSeq and is a predicted model, not a curated record. Gene Ontology annotation, molecular function: RNA binding; protein binding.
CCCCUUUCAUUUUUAAUUAACAAAUAGCAAUUACAUAUGGUUAUGUGGUACAGUGUAAUAUUCAGAUAUUUGUUUACAUUGUGGAAUUAAACCAAAUUAAUUAACAUAUCCAUCUCCUCACAUACUCAUCUUUUUGUGAUUAGAUUAUGUGUGUCCUUUUUAAUCAAUAUCCUAGGGAUGGCUAAUUAACAAUUAAAGUAUUCUGUUAGGGAAUAUAAUCUCCAAGAUAUAUUAUUUUGAAAGAUUCUAAAUAGAUUUCCACGUUUCAGAAAGCUUCAACCAUUUUUAUGUCCAAUCAACAGCAAGACUAUAUGGAUUUUCCUUUGGUUAAAUAAGUAGUGUUCAUGAUGUCUGGAUUGGCUAGAAAUACUGUACAAAGGCCACCUACACGUGCACGGAUGGACAGGAUAUAGAAAUGUAGGAAACUCAAUGGGCCUACCCUUUGUGAUGGUGCUCUUGGUUUAGAUUCCCAAAUAGAAGACAUGUUCAGGAAAUUAUCUGAGGAUUAUUAUUUCCUUACUUCAACUAGAAGAUUUGCUGAAUCCUGCCCCCAAAAUAUUGUUUCGUGUGUAUACAAUAAGCGUGUCAUGCAAAGUUUGGUCAGAGUUCGUAAAAGAACAGGGAGUUGGAUCUUCAUGAACGUUACAAAACAGUUUGUAUAACUGUUUCUGACUGCACUUGCUACCAUUAAGUAUUUGCACAGGCAGGAGUAUUGCUUACAACAUAACAUUGCAACAGUUGCAAGUUAAGAAGGUUGUGUGGUAAAGGAAGUGAAAAUGUUAGAUCAUGGUAAACAAAUACUGUCUAGGAACAGUGAAGGUGCAUCGUGCCAACUGGAUUCCUGAGUUGAAAAUCAUCCUGCUCCAAUAAUUUUCAGACUAUCCUCAUUCGGGAAGGAGAGAGAGGGCCCUUGUAUGUGUGGAUUAAAACAAGUAAUGGGAUAUCUGAGACCUGGAAAAGGUAAGGUUAAUCCUUCUCUAGUCCUAUUCUAUGCAGAGCCUUUGGAUGUCUCUAUAGCAUCCACCAAAGCCUUCAGAAGCUUGACCUCAACCACCCUGUAAAACCUGGGUGUGGGAGAGGGGUGCAGUUAUUUGCCAAAAUGGUUGGGAGAGGGGCAGAAAUCUUUCUUUGGGUAAAAUCAUUCUGUAGUUGCUCAAGUAACCACUAAUAAUCUGCUUCCUAGAAAGUUCUUCUUGGCUCACAGAUUUAGGCAUCAAUAAAUAAUAAUAGGCAACAUUUAUCGAGGGUCAUCUUCUUGUGCUAAGUAUUUUACAUACGUUAUGUCAUUAUGUGUGUACAUUUCCAUUCAACCCUAUGAAUGGAUGUUUUUAGUUUUUAUCUCUGUUUUAUGUAUAAGGAAAGUGAUGUGCAGAAAUCAUAUGAAUUAGGUGUCUGAAUGCGCAUUCGAGCUUACCUUUUCUUUUUCACCACCUGUAUCGCUAAUCCUCUAACUGGCAGGAAUGGGGCAAGUCAAUUUCAACACGCGAGUCUUAGGCUAAAUCUGUUUAUAGGAGUUGCCCCCAGAAAGGGAGUCAGGAUCUCCAAACCCUAACACAUUUUAACGCUGAGGGUCACAGAACUUCCAGCGCUCCUUCCGCACGAACCACCCCUGCACAGCGAACCUGCUGGAAAGGACGAGCCUCUCUUGUAGAUGGGCCAAUGAGAUAGCUUGCUCUUGUGAACGACAGGUCCUGUGGCCAAUGGGCUCAGCCCCGGCGGCCUCGAAGAGCGGAAAUUGGCCGUGGACCAUGUGGGCCCUGGGGCGUGGGUUGAGCGCCGUCUUCUCCUGAGGCUCGUGGAGCCGGGCGAGUGGGACGAGGACUCGCGCCCAGGUAAUUAACCACAACAGGAUCAACACGUGUUCUCUACAGCCUUUCCAUGGAUCCUUUCCGACCAUCGUUCAGGGGCCAGUCUCCUGUCCACCCAUCCCAGUGCCAGGCUGUACGGAUGCCAGGCUGUUGGCUACAAGCUUCUAAACCUUUGGACCCAGCUCUGGGCAGGGGAGUACCUGCAGGCAGAGGCCAUGUAUUUGGAAAGCCAGAGGAGCCAAGCACACAGAGGGGGCCAGCACAAAGGGAGUCUGUGGGUUUGGUCUCCAUGUUCAGAGGCCUGGGCAUUAAAACAGUUUCUAAGACGUCUCUGAAACGGGAAAUGCCUCCAUCAGGUAGAGGCAUUUUAGGUCGAGGCUUGUCUGCUAAUCUGAUACGCAAGGACAAGGAGGAACUCUCUCCCACUUUUUGGGAUCCAAAAGUGUUGGCAGCUGGGGACAGCAAGAUGGCAGAGGCCUCCGUUGGUUGGAAUAGGAUGCUUGGAAGAGGGAGUUCGGAUGCUGCUUUAUUACCACUGGGAAGAGCAGCAGGUGGUAUCGGCAGAGGAGUGGACAAGCCUCCCUGUGCCUUCAGCGCACCAUUCCGGGAUCCCCCGCAGCUGUCAUCGCUACCAGCUUUGCCCCAGUCCCCCCUGCACUCUCCAGAUCGCCCUCUGGUCCUGACUGUGGAACACAAGGAAAAAGAGCUUAUUGUGAAGCAGGGAUCAAAAGGAACACCUCAAUCUUUGGGACUGAACCUCAUCAAAAUACAAUGUCAUAAUGAAGCAGUUUAUCAAUAUCAUGUGACUUUCAGCCCCAAUGUGGAGUGCAAAAGCAUGAGGUUCGGCAUGUUGAAGGACCAUCAAGCUGUCACCGGCAACGUCACUGCGUUUGAUGGAUCUAUUCUCUAUCUGCCUGUUAAGCUUCAACAAGUUCUUGAGUUAAAAAGUCAAAGGAAAACAGACAGUGCUGAAAUCAGCAUUAAGAUUCAGAUGACAAAGAUCCUGGAGCCUUGCUCUGACCUGUGCAUUCCCUUCUACAAUGUUGUUUUCCGUCGGGUAAUGAAACUUUUAGAUAUGAAGCUUGUGGGGAGAAACUUUUAUGACCCUACAAGUGCUAUGGUACUACAGCAACACAGAUUGCAGAUCUGGCCAGGCUACGCAGCUAGCAUCCGAAGGACAGAUGGAGGGCUCUUCCUGCUAGCUGAUGUCUCCCAUAAGGUCAUUCGAAAUGACUCUGUGCUGGAUAUCAUGCAUGCCAUUUAUCAGCAGAAUAAAGAACACUUCCAGGAUGAGUGUACUAAGCUUCUGGUUGGCAAUAUUGUUAUCACCCGAUAUAACAAUCGUACCUAUCGUAUUGAUGAUGUGGAUUGGAAUAAGACCCCAAAGGAUAGCUUCACGAUGUCUGAUGGGAAAGAGAUCACAUUCUUAGAAUACUACAGCAAAAAUUAUGGGAUCACAAUUAAGGAAGAGGACCAGCCACUGCUGAUUCACAGGCCCAGUGAGAGACAGAAUGAUCAUGGGAUGCUGCUAAAAGGGGAAAUCCUGCUGCUGCCUGAGCUUUCUUUUAUGACUGGAAUCCCAGAGAAGAUGAAGAAGGACUUCAGAGCCAUGAAGGAUUUGGCCCAGCAAAUCAACCUGAGCCCCAAGCAACACCAUAGUGCUCUGGAAUGCUUGCUGCAGAGAAUUGCAAAGAACGAGGCAGCCACCAAUGAACUGAUGCGUUGGGGGCUCCGUCUGCAAAAGGAUGUACAUAAGAUUGAAGGACGUGUUCUACCAAUGGAAAGAAUUAACUUAAAAAAUACUUCGUUUAUCACAUCUCAGGAACUAAACUGGGUUAAGGAAGUAACCAGAGACCCUUCCAUCUUGACUAUCCCCAUGCAUUUCUGGGCACUUUUUUACCCAAAGAGAGCAAUGGAUCAGGCUCGAGAACUGGUCAACAUGUUGGAGAAGAUAGCUGGCCCCAUUGGCAUGCAUAUGAGCCCACCGGCCUGGGUUGAACUAAAGGAUGACCGGAUAGAGACCUAUGUCAGAACCAUUCAAUCCAUGUUAGGAGCUGAGGGAAAAAUACAGAUGGUUGUUUGCAUCAUCAUGGGCACACGUGAUGAUCUCUAUGGGGCCAUCAAGAAGCUGUGCUGUGUGCAGUCCCCAGUGCCCUCCCAGGUUGUCAAUGUUCGAACCAUUGGUCAGCCCACCAGGCUUCGGAGUGUGGCCCAGAAAAUUUUACUUCAGAUUAACUGUAAAUUGGGUGGUGAGCUCUGGGGAGUGGAUAUUCCUCUGAAACAGUUAAUGGUAAUCGGGAUGGAUGUUUACCAUGACCCCAGUAGAGGCAUGCGCUCCGUGGUUGGCUUCGUGGCAAGCAUCAAUCUCACCCUCACAAAAUGGUAUUCCCGGGUGGUGUUCCAGAUGCCGCAUCAGGAGAUUGUGGACAGCCUGAAGUUAUGCCUCGUGGGCUCCUUAAAAAAGUUUUAUGAGGUGAACCACUGUCUACCAGAGAAGAUUGUGGUAUACCGUGAUGGAGUGUCUGAUGGCCAACUGAAGACAGUUGCCAACUAUGAGAUUCCUCAACUACAGAAGUGUUUUGAGGCUUUUGAGAAUUAUCAGCCCAAGAUGGUGGUGUUCGUAGUUCAGAAGAAAAUCAGUACUAAUCUAUAUCUGGCUGCUCCUCAGCACUUUGUGACUCCUACUCCUGGAACUGUGGUAGAUCAUACAAUAACAAGCUGUGAGUGGGUGGAUUUCUACCUUCUUGCCCAUCAUGUACGGCAGGGCUGUGGCAUUCCUACGCAUUAUGUCUGUGUUCUCAACACCGCAAACCUGAGCCCUGAUCAUAUGCAGAGGCUGACUUUCAAACUGUGCCACAUGUACUGGAAUUGGCCUGGCACCAUCAGAGUUCCAGCUCCUUGCAAGUAUGCCCACAAGCUAGCUUUCCUGUCAGGACAUAUCCUGCAUCAUGAACCAGCCAUCCAGCUGUGCGAGAACCUGUUCUUCCUGUGACUGCACAGCCUGGAGAUGGGCUGGUGAGAAGACAGGCAGCCUCUGAACUCAGCUGUGACUAUUGCAGAAUCAGCGGAGACUGAAGUGGGCUUUUGUGUUAUUUUCCCUUUCUUCAACCCUGUAGAAUAAGUUUUCUUUUUUGUCUUUUAAAGCUAAUAUUGCCAAGAAGUAAGUUUCUAAGUAACAGCUGAAAAUGGCCUUGUUGUCUAUGUAGAGCAAGUUACGGUAGUACUGCCGCUCUGCAGGAGAGCAGGUGACUCUGGGGGACCAUUAAGAGCCUCCAGCCAGGCGCGGUGGUUCAUACCUGUAGUCCAAGCACUUUGGGAGGCCGGGGUGGGUGGAUCAUGAGGUCAGGAGAUCGAGACCAUCCUGGCCAACAUGGUGAAACCCCAUCUCUACUAAAAUACAAAAAAAUUAGCCUGGCAUGGUGGUGCACGCCUGUAGUCCCAGCUACUCAGGAGGCUGAGGCAGGGGAAUCCCUUGAACCCGGGAGGCGGAGGUUUCAGUGAGCCGAGAUUGUGCCACUGCACUCCAGCCUGGUGACAGAGCAAGACUCUGUCUCAAAAAAAAAAAAAGCCAACAUGAGCUGCAGAAACCUGCAGAAGCAGCCAUUACACUUCUAAGCUGUGCCCACCAAGUGGUUCCCAUUUCUGGAGCCAGAGAUGAUAAUUAAUGAAGUCAUCGCAUGUUUCCUAAAGAGAGUAAGUCAGGCAACUGGGAAAGGCAGUGGAAGGUCUGUGAAGCAAAGUUUUCGAGUAGAUACUGCUAUUACUGGCAGGUGUGCAAGGUGCGUAGUAAAAUCAGUUUGUGGCAUAGGUAGGCCCUUGCUGACUAAUCCUUUCUGGGGAUUGAAUUGAUGAUGUCCUGUGACUUGAGUUGGAUUUGAAAAUGGCUUCCCUUGGCCUCUUGAAAGAGUGCAGAUGAAGCUUUUUCCAUGGCUUUCCGUAACUUUCCAGCAUACCAUGUCGAUUUCUUCCUCCCCCAAAUAUACACAUGCUCUUUUGCUCUUUGUGCCUGGUCUUCAGUAAUUUUUAGUUUUUUAACAGGUGGAAAAAAUCUAGCAGCUAGGAAAGUUCAGGUUGGGGUGGGAGUUUUUAGUGAGCUUUUCUCCCAAGUGUGUGGCCUUUAUUUCUAUUUAUAUAUGUUUGUAAAUGGAGUGACCCCCUUUCUCUUACAAAAUAACCUCUUCCUGGCUGUUGGCUCACUUUGCUGGAAUUGUUCUGAAUCCAGGUUAAGAUUUCCAGAAGUCAGCUUUGGAAAACGUGACACUCCUACCAAAGUCCAGACGGUUUAGAAAGUUGUCACAUACCAUGGGUUUCAGUGUUUUUGGAAAGCCGUUUUUUUCUGCUUUUUCCCCCCCCCCUCCAUUUUAGAAUCUUCUCCCAGUCUCUUUGGGCCUAGUUCUGUCUUAUCUUGCUUUAUUGGGUUUUAAAAGCCAGUCUUAUUUAACCUUUUCUAAUUUGUAUUUAUGUACUUAUUUAUUUUUUGGUAUAAUGGCAGGGAGGGGACAAAGCAGAAAUACCCCUUUUAUAUGACAGUGUGUGAGAAAAGAAACUUUAGCUUAAAAAUCCUUAAAAUGUGCUCACUUCAGCAGCACAUAUACUAAAAUUGAAAUGAUAUAAAGAAGAUUAGCAUAUAGAAAAAAAGAAAAAAUAUUUCCUUAAAACAAGAAAACCAAGAAUGUUUUUAGUUUGUUGCGGUGCCCAGCAGAGGUUGAGGAGGGAUAGGUGUUGUUGGUGCACUUCUGGUUUCAUUUGGAGUGUGGGACAUUAGGGUGAGACAAGGACCUGGAAUUUAAAAACCACGGAAUCAAACACUGUGAACCACUGGUCUCUGGCUAAACAGAUCAGUUUUCUGAUUUUCUUUGGAAGCAUUUUGAAUUUUUCUGUUGAAGUUAGACUUCCUAAUAGUCUUUUUCUCUUAGAUAAUCAGAACAAAUGGCUGAAUACAUUAUAAUACAAAAAUUUCUUCACUUUUUAUUCUUGGUUUUCUUGCCUUGUUUUUCGGUUUUAAUGCCAAAUGAUUGGGUCAUGGGGUGGGAAAUAAAAACAACUUUGUAUAACAA